This is a messenger RNA of Asterias rubens (European starfish), 2601 nucleotides long. Its product is annotated as nuclear receptor subfamily 6 group A member 1-like. Gene Ontology annotation, molecular function: sequence-specific DNA binding; zinc ion binding; DNA-binding transcription factor activity. Gene Ontology annotation, biological process: regulation of DNA-templated transcription. The transcript is spliced from 5 exons. Bases 202 to 1653 code for a protein of 483 amino acids. The record is from RefSeq and is a predicted model, not a curated record. NCBI's taxonomy places the organism in Eukaryota, Metazoa, Echinodermata, Asteroidea, Forcipulatida, Asteriidae.
UAGAAUUAUGCACGGUUACGCAACACGUCUGUGCAGUUGUGUCUGCGUCCAGACUAAUUAAGCGCCUAGUCACUGCUAGCUAGCUAAGUCCAAGUCCAGCCAAUAUAGGUUGGGUGUUCCACGUACAACCUUGUGUCGGCCAUUGGACCAUUUUGUUGGACUGUCCAUCCACCAGUUAUUUUGUGGCCAUCCUCGCUUACCAUGUUGUCUUACCGAUGGGGGCCCUAUUCCAUCCCCGGUCCUCCCUCGACUCAGCCUACGUCGGAGCAUGCUGAACAGCAGGCUUCUUCCAACGGUUUCGAGUACUCUCCCCGUGCCUUUCUCUCACCCAACGAUGAGGCCAAGACGUGCCUCAUCUGUGGCGACCGUGCAACGGGUCUCCACUACGGCAUCGUGUCCUGCGAGGGAUGCAAGGGUUUCUUCAAGAGGAGUGUAUGUAACCGCAGGAUCUAUCGAUGCCUACGGGAAAAGAACUGUAUGAUGUCACGCCAGAAAAGGAACCGCUGUCAGUAUUGCCGACUCCUAAAAUGUCUGCAAGUUGGCAUGAACAGAAAAGCUAUUAGAGAAGAUGGAAUGCCAGGUGGACGAAACAAAAGCAUCGGCCCAGUAGAGUUAUCAGAUGAAGACAUCGAGCGUAUUAUGACCGGUGAGGAGUACGAACGGGAAGACAUGCUCGCCGGUCGAGUCCCAGGCGAUCAGACCAGCCCGACCCGGAGCGACGGCAUCUCGGACCAGUUCUCUCCGACCUCCAUGGGCAGCAACAACUUCUCACCCGAAGCAGCUGAAAGGUUCACCUUCAACGUGGACGGCCUCCGCGACCACUACAUCAGGCCCCGGAAGAAUCGCCGGUCCAGCUCUCAGAGCUCCGGUAGCUCCGCGAUUCCGACCCUCACCAUGCUGCCUGAGAUCGAGGUCCUGAUCAUUGCCGAGCCGGAGGAGACACUAGUCAUGCCUUGCAGCAUCUCCAAAGACCAACCAGCUGGCUACAAUGAGAUCUUUGAGCUGCUGUGCAUGCUGAUGGAUAGCCUGAUCCACCACCAGGUCCAGUGGGUCAAAAGGCUUCCCUUCGCCAGGAGGCUUCCCGUGCGUGAUGUCACGACAUUGCUCAGCAGCUGCUGGUGUGAGACCAUCCUCCUAGCGGCCUUGCACAGCCAACCACCGGCUAUCUUCAGUGAGCUUGGCGCCAUCUUGAGCAACUACAUCCCGAGUGAGGAUGAGCUUCGGAGAUUCGGGCAGACGGGCCUGGAGAUCAUUGACAAGACCACAGCUAUGGUGAACAAGUAUCAGAUGCUGCGAGUGAGCGUCCAGGAGUACCUCUGCAUCAAGACCAUUAACUUCUUGGAUCCAAACGCUGGCGAUCUGGUCGAACCCGCUAUGGUUGAAGAGCUCAGUCAGCAGCAUUACUACGUCCUACACGACCACGUUCAGCUCAACAACAACGCCGCCACCGACCGAUUUCGCGCCCUUCUUCUUCUGCUGCCCGACGUUCGAUUUUUGGCGCGAAAAAUCCGAGAUGUGUCGUUCGAUAACGCGCCGUUAUUGUUUAAGGCCAUCAUGCACACAUGCUGUGCAAAGAAACCAGGUCUCAUGACCCCAACGGUAACCCCUGUGGCGAUCCCAACGGCGAACCUUGACCAGGGAAGUUCUGACUAAUAUCUUCGGUUCAAAGGUCAGAGGAUACCAGGGAGAUGUUUUUACCUUUGCUAGUAAUAUUUGUUUAUUUUUAAGAUUCCGGGUUCUUCUUUAAGAAAGCAUUUCCUUUUUUAAUCGUUUUGAAUGUAUGACAGCGAAGUGUCAAAUCAAAAUAGAGACACUGCUUGGCCCAUGUGACUAUGAAUUAUUCAUAAGCGUGUCUGAAUUAUGUUAAUUUACUUCAUUAUUUUGCUCGAUGUAUUCACCGACGGAUGUUUCUGAAUAUUUAGUUGUUUAAAACAUAAUCAUAAUCAAAAUAUGCUCCAGGUAUUGUUUAGAAAUACUAACCUCCAGAUUUGUUUAUUUUUUUUAAAUAAAAAAAAAAUGUAAAAAUAUUAAUAACCCCCCCAAACUUUCAGUGUCUUUUCUAUAAAGAGGUGUGAACCAAAAAUGCCUGCGCUUUAAGUGCGAACGGAUCGUUUAACGAUUCGGAAUAGUCUUUAUAUUUAACACACAAAAUUAAUGUUAUAGAGUUAGCUCCUAUUUCAGAUAUCGAUUAAUUAGAGUAAAUAUAAAUUCUGUUUUGUAUGAAAGGAUCUUGCACAAUUUGGUUUAGUUUUAAGGAUUGAGAGAAUAGUGGCAUUAACUUGUUAACUGGUUGGGCCCUUUGAAAUCUAAGUGGUACAUGAUAAGCAACCGCGCCAACAAGGGUUGCCAUUUUGUUGGUAUUCCGUGAUUUUAUGUGUGAUUCUUGUUCUAAAUAUUACAAUUGUUCGAAAUGAAUUUACGUCUUGUCCAUGCUGAUAGCAAGGCAAGCGUGAACUGACGCUGAUUCCACAAUAGCAUAAAUCACGUCAAUUCCACCCCCGCUCUACACCAAUGAACUUUACAACCAUCAGUAAAUCAAAAAUGAAUUCGAUUCAUUCUUAUCGGUACGGUCCCGGUUCUCAAACGAACAACUCAACAAUU